Penicillium brasilianum is the source of this 4854-nucleotide messenger RNA. The record is from the annotation of a GenBank genome assembly. NCBI's taxonomy places the organism in Eukaryota, Fungi, Ascomycota, Eurotiomycetes, Eurotiales, Aspergillaceae.
ACCCCAACUCCUACCCACUCCCAUUUACCCUCCUCCCCUCGUCGUCCUAAGCUGUAGGGCUUGAGUUGCCUCGACCCCUUUAGUACCCCCUCUCGCUCUCUUGUGUAUUACCAUGAUCCCUCUGUGACCUCGUUCGAGCCCUGCAAGACGUGUAGCACGUCGCGUGCUCGACCUCGAAUACCCCUCCUCUAGGAUCGUUCUUUGUCCCCAAUCACUCGAGCUUCCUACGCGUUCGACCUUGAGGAAUCGAUUACACAUGGCUGCUGUGUUUGUGCAGCCGUCUCCUCAAACCUCCCUGAACAUGUCGACUCGUCGCCCGCUCGCCAACGUGCCGAAUGCUACCAAUUCUCCUCACCGGGCUGGGCUCGUGCCAGCUAAACGAGCACGAUCCGGUCAAAUAGAGAUUCCCUUUGGUCAGCCACCGCCAAAGAAAGUGGUGAUGGACGCCGUGGAACAGGAUCGGAGCCGACUCAUUGUACACCAAGGCGCCGAGUCCAAAUUGUUUGCGCGUCGGAGCAACAACGCAAACCCUAGCGCGUUUGAAAAGAAGCUGGUGGCUGCGAGGGAAAAGGAAAGAUUGCCUCAACAGAAGGGCUCCAGAACCGAGAAGCCCUCGGCGGAUACUAUGGACACGAUUCGACAAUGGCAGCGCCACUACCGCAAGGCGUUCCCGCAAUUCGUCUUUUACUUCGACAGUAUCCCCGAGGAUGUUCGCCGUAAAUUCUCGCGCCAAGUCGUUGCUCUUGGAGCUUGCGAGGAGAAAUUCUUCUCUCGUCUCGUCACCCAUGUCGUUACUUCACGUCCUAUUCCCCCGGAAGCUACUGCUACCACGAGUCCGACCGAGGAACCCGCCACCGGGACAGAUGGAGCCAAUGGUGAAAACAUGCAGACUGUGAACCCGUCUCUACUGGAGAAGAAUGCCGACUCCCAUCUACACGUGUCGCUAAAGAUUGAAACUCGUCGUGACCAAGGAAGCAUGGAUGUUUUGCAGAGAGCCCGUCAGAUGGGUAUGAAAAUUUGGGCCUUGGAAAAGUUGCAGCGAAUGAUCACCACGAUCAAUGACAACGACAUUGGUGGCCAAAACGAGAGUGCUUCUCGAAGCAAGAACGUCGGUGGAAACGCAGCCCAUGGUCGGGGUGAAAACGACCUCUCCCGAGUUCUUCGACAAGAACUCCUCAAUGGACCAUCUGAUCGUGAUCCAUUCGCGUCAAUGGAGAUGGUGAUGUUCAAGGGGCCCUUUAUCUAUAUUCACGACAUGAAUGAGAAGACCAAGCCGGUCAUGGUGCGAGAAUACGCCCGGGUAAACAAACGUCAGGACGGUGCUUGGCCCCAGUUCCGGAGUGCGCCCUUGGGCAAGUGUCCGUUCAUUGAUGAACCACCAAGCCGGAAGGAAUAUGAUCGACACCGGAUACGCCAAGCUCAGAAAGAGAAGAAGGCGGCUAUUCAAAAGGCAGAGGACCCUCGGACCAAACCCUCCACGACUGUCCCUACAGAGCGGGCUGUUGAGAACAAAGUCGCUCCAGAUCUCUCAAACCCCAAGCGAACAGAAGAUCAGUAUACUGCAAAUCCUGUGGAUGUCUUUACCAAGCCACUCUUCGAAGAUGGGCACGAACGCAAGAGCUCUGAAAGCUUGAUUCCUCCCCAUUUCCCUCGCACUGGCCCAUUCUAUACAGGACGUGAGCCUGCGGCAUCCGGCGUACAGCCAUCCAAUGUCACUUCGGCCAUCCGCUCCCAGAUGAUCUCAUCUACCGCUGCCGCACCGGGUGCUAAAGCAGGAUUGAGCAAAGAAGUUCAUGGACUGAAGAGGAAGGUUCUUGAAAAAGGCACUGGCAACAUCGUUGCUGGAUCGAUGGCUGCCCCCCAACGCCCUAGUACUGGAUCUGCCUCGUUCUCUUCUAGGCAGACCGAUCCUAACAAAACGGCGGUUCCCGAGAAGAAUGGCCAUGGAGAUGCUCACCAAAUGGACGGGGCUGGAACCAAGAGACGACGGGACGAAAACAACGAUACCCAACCCCAGAAACCCGAACGACGAAGAGACCCGAAGCCUGGCUAUUGUGAGAACUGCAGGGACAAGUUUGAUGACUUUGAAGAGCACACUAUGACAAGAAAGCACCGCCGGUUCGCCCAGAAUGCGUCCAACUGGGGUGAACUCGAUGCCCUGCUGUUUGAGAUUCAACGACCUUUGAAGGAAGAAUACGAAUUUGACGAGUAAUUUGUUGAUGUUCUCGAUUACCGCCACGAUUCGACCUCAAGUUUUCUUGGCCCCGUCCUAGCCAUAUUUGCAUCCCGGUGCCUGUCGGAUUUUCUGUCCCCCAUUUCUGUCCCCUAUCGCCUUUUUCAUUAUUAUUUCUGCUUUCUACUUAUGAUGCCUUGCCUCAUGGUUUUGACACACCACAGCUUGCAUGGCCAUACCCGUGGCAUCAACACAUCUGCAUAUGGGGAGUUUCUUUUUUCUAUUCACUUCGCAUCGGCAGUCCUGCGCAAAUCGACAGUACACCCUGCCUGCACUAAGCUUGCAAUUAUUAUCAACUCAACUUCAUUCAAGCAAGUUGUCCGCUCGUUCAUCACCUCUUCUUUCUACCUUGUAUUUCCUAUCAUCAUUUUUUACUCUCUUGCAUCAGCAGCCAAGGACAUUUUUCAAUAAUGACUUCCUUUUCCUUUCAUAUUUCCCGACAGCCAGGCGAUGGGGCCGGCCUUGUCUACCAUGACGCUCGAUGUGGGCUGGACAGGUUGGUGGCUACCAGUGUGGUACAAGUUAUAAAGUCAAUGACUGGGCAUGGGCAUGUCUUGCCGUGAGCAUGGAUCCGAUCGCUUCGAAUUGCAUUGCGCUGCAUCCUGUUACAUGGUCUCAUCUGUCAACGACAGCCUACGGGCCUAAUUUCUGUUUCCAUCUAGUUUAUCUCCUUAUGUUCGGGUCUUUUCAUCUAGCGGAGUCUUGUUUGUCUUUCACAACGGGUAAUUACACCCGGCGCAGGUGGCGGAGAUUUCUCCGAAUGUGCUUUUUGAUACUCCAGCUUUACUCAGCUUCCAUACGCAUUGAUUCUACUAAACAUCACUCUUCCUUUACGUAUGCCGUCCGUUGGAAAGGUCUUCUGUAGCUGCAUUUGAUCUCUAGCCCCGUUGAGAUUUUCUUGACCCGGUUCUGUACCAGAGCCUCAUAACCCUGGGGAAGAGUUACGACAGUUCCCUUAUUGAAAGUCUGAUUGGAGAAUGUUCAUGACUUUCCUUCAAGUCCAAACUCCUGUGGAAGAUGAAUCGUUCAUGGCCUUCAACUCCCAAACCUUCCACCAGUCAACAUACCCAACCAGCCUCGCCCACUGUACCUAGCCAAUUCAUACAAUGCUUGCCAUACCUCCCGAUUAGGCUGCGUCUCCGGAGUAAACCCAUACCGAGCAAUUUCCUCCUCAUCCCACUCCCUCGGCUGCCUAAUAUAAUCCCCAUUUGACAACCUCUCAAUCUCACACGUCCUCUUUGCCCCAGCAUCUCGUAGAAUCCGAAUAACCUCCGGAAAACACCUGUAUGCCUCCGCUGCCCGUGCGGGCGGGCCUUGAUUUGAAUCAUAGACGAGAUUUGCUUCGAGUGCGUUUGCCCUGGUUGCACCCGCUUUGUAAGAUGCGAGGUGCUGGAUGUGGAGACGACGACUCAGCUCGGCGGAGUGGAGGGCUUGGUCUAGGGCUGUCCAUUGUGGGGAUUUUGAUGUGUCGGGCUUGUUGAUGUGACUGACUAGGCCGAUGGAGAGGAGGAGUCGCACUGUCAAUGGCUUUCCGCGACUUGCAGCAGCAAUGAGGGUCUCAUGGCUUUUGGGAUUGGAGAGGUAGUGCAUUUUGUAGGCCUUUGUUAUGUCAGAGUUUAGUCGGAGGAGGAACGAUUGAAUGAGAUCGCAGCUGGCUUGAUCGGCGAGGACGACAUUAUUGGCGAUUGAGUAGAAAAUAUCUCGUUCCCGAGCCUGGAGGAUGAGCGGAUCGGCGCCCUUGUCGCUAAGGAAGCGGCCUCGUCGUAUUGGAUCUAGAUUUGUCUCUAGGGCGAUGGAGAGCGGAGUCCCUCCCCCACGGGAUCUUGCGUUGAUAUCUGCUGGCGUAGAGUGAUUGAGAAAAAUCCCACAUGCCGUCUCGAAUUCAUCCUCUGGAUGAUAGGUAGUUGCUAGCAAGUGGAGAGGGGUGUCUUCUUGAAAUCGGUUACGGAUGUCAAUGCUCGGCAUGGCACCAACUAUCUUCUUGAGAGUUGGUAGAUAGGCCUCGGGGUAGUCCAAACGGGGUCCCACGAUAGAGACCCAGGAAUGCAGAAUCGUAUCUCCAGCUGAUAGUAUCGAUUCCUUGAGGUCGGCACCUGCAUCUAGUAAUGCACAUAUCACACCCCCAUCCCAGACCCCCAGAUCAGCGGCGGCGGCAACGGGAGUUAAGGGAGGAUAACCUUUGUCUUUCGCAUUGAUGCCUGCCCCAGCCUUGAUCAGGACUUGUACCAGAUCGGUCAUGUGUGUCAAAUGUUGCUCCCACGCUCCGUGGCGGAUCCAAUAAUGCCAGUGAUGAGGUAAAUAACCGUGUCGGUCAGGGAAAUAUUUGGUGAUUCCAUGCAGCGUGUUUCGUCCCAUAGAAUCCAGCAGAGUGCCGUCUGCAUCGCGAGAUAUCAGAUAUCGGGCUAUCCCGGGCUCUCCAAAAUAGGCCGUUAAGGCAAGCGGUGUUGUUGAUGCAUCUAACCCAUGAUAGCACGCGUUGAUGUUGGCCCCAAGGGAGAGCAAAGAAUCCAUAGCUGUCAUGUGCCGGAAGAAGCAGGCCCAGUGAAGAGGUGUGCCAUGAGGAAGUUCAAAUGGACUGAAUUGUUAGCUCCAGAGCAACUGAUUGGAAGGGAGAUGCGUAC